Messenger RNA from Lolium rigidum, 2181 nucleotides. RefSeq names its product wall-associated receptor kinase 1-like. The transcript has 3 exons. Gene Ontology annotation, cellular component: plasma membrane. Gene Ontology annotation, biological process: cell surface receptor signaling pathway; protein phosphorylation. Lineage: Eukaryota; Viridiplantae; Streptophyta; Magnoliopsida; Poales; Poaceae. The record is from RefSeq and is a predicted model, not a curated record. The coding region runs from base 1 to 2181 and encodes 726 amino acids. Gene Ontology annotation, molecular function: polysaccharide binding; calcium ion binding; ATP binding.
AUGGUGCUGCUACUUGCAACAAGCUUGCUGGCAGCCGUUACCGAGCAAGCACCCUCGCCGCCGCCCAUUACCAUUGAUCCACGCUGCCUUGCCGAGUGCGGGAACAAAAGUAUUCCGUACCCCUUUGGCACGGGCACUGGCUGUUUCCUCCCGGGCUUCGAGGUCACCUGCGACCAAACAGUCUUUCCACCUCGCCUAUUUCUGGUGGACCCCAGUGAAGUGUUCCAGUCUAAUUUGUCUGGAAACUACUCCACCCAAGGGGUCAGCCAUACAAGCGUCUGGGACAACAAGCCGGACCGUGGCAAACCAAUGGAGAUUAUGGAUAUCUCAGUUUCUCUGUCUGAAGUGCGGAUAUCUUCUGCGGUCAGCACCGACUGUAGAAAAUACGAUUCCUACCAUUCCUUCAUUCAACAAACAACAACUGUCUCCUAUAAGGGCAGUUUUUUCAUUGCUACUGGCCGAAAUGUCCUCAUCGGCGUCGGCACGAACGUCGAUGCUGAGUUGUACCAGAGUUACCGUGGUUCCGGGGAUACUGUAACCCGCUGCAUAUCCGAGGUCACUGAUUAUUCGGUAAUCUCCACAGGUGGGCCGUGCAACAGUCAUGGCUGCUGCGAGGCCUCCAUUACCAGAGAGGCCUUUAGCAUGACGGCCAUAGCUGAUAAGAAGAGAGACGACUGGCCAUACACCGAUAGCAACUGCUCCGUGGCGAUGAUGGUGGAGAAGGGAUGGUACAAAUACACCCCAGAUGAUGUCUACGGGGACGAGGCCUACAUGUCCAAAAAAUUCCAGGGAGGCGUCCCACAAAUCCUGCACUUCGCCGUCGACAGAAGUCCUUGCCCGUUGGAAGGACAUCUUCCACCCCCGGGCUAUGGGUGUCGCAGCGAAUACAGCUCGUGCGUCCAACCAAUCCAAAGGCCCGGCCAUUUCUGCAAGUGUUCAGAGAACUACGAUGGCAACCCAUACAUCCCUGGUGGAUGCCGAGACAUCGAUGAGUGUGCACUCAGAGAGCAGUAUCCGGACUUGCGAGUUAAGUAUCCAUGCUCGAGUGGCGGGGUGUGCAAAAACAGGGUAGGAGGCUAUGACUGCCCAUGCAAGCCUGGAAUGAAAGGUGACGGCAAAACGGGAACCUGCAUUGAGAAAUUUCCCCGGCCAGCUAAGGUGGCUCUAGGUGUUAUAGGUGGUGUUUCAAUCAUUGUUGUUCUAGUGCUUUUUGUGCUUUUCCUUAGUGAGAGGAAAAGGAUGAGGGAAUUUUUCAUAAGAAAUGGGGGCCCUUUGCUGGAGAAAAUAAACAACAUAAAGAUCUUCAAGGAGGACGAGCUGAAGCGAUGUACAAAAAACUAUAGCACUACUCUUGGAAGUGGUGCCUUUGGUGUGGUAUACAAGGGGAUUCUUGAGGAUGGAAAACAACAUAUUGCUGUGAAGAAGUCCAAAUAUGCUAGUAAAGCACAAAUAGACCAGUUCACCAAUGAAGUCAUUAUCCAGUCAAGAGUCAUCCACAAGAACAUUGUAAGGCUCAUAGGUUGUUGCCUUGAGGUUGAUGUUCCGGUUUUGGUCUAUGAGUUUGUCUCGAAUGGUAACCUUGAAGACAUCCUUCAUGGUAAGAGCAAGGUUUUGCUCACAAUGGAUCAACGUAUAGUCAUUGCUGCAGAAUCAGCGGAAGGUCUUGCUUAUAUGCACUCCAAGACAACCACCAACAUCCAACAUGGCGAUGUGAAGCCUGCAAAUAUACUUUUGGAUGAUAAUUACAUUCCAAAAAUAUCAGACUUCGGAAUAUCAAGGCUAAUUGCAAGAGGUGAUGACAAGCAUAGUGAAGAGGUCAUUGGUGACAACAAUUACAUGGACCCAGUCUAUCGAGAAACUGGCCUGCUGACCAACAAAAGUGAUGUUUAUAGUUUUGGGCUUGUGCUCUAUGAGCUCAUUACUGGAAUCAAAGCAAACUGCUGUGAAGAUGGCAAACUUGUAAAGAAUCACCUGGAGAGUUACACAAAAAACAACACAACAUAUGUAAGGCCUUGCAUACAACUCAAACAGGACAAAGACACCGAGCUUCUGCAAAGUCUUGCUGAGAUUGCCAGUGAGUGCUUAUACCGUGAUGUGGAUCAAAGGCCAGAGAUGACAGAUGUUGCGGAGCGUAUCCAAAGUAUAAGGAAGUGGUAUACCCAGAAGUCGCCAUCUUCGUAG